AUGUCCGUGGAAGAUUUUAAAUAUUACUUAGAAUGUCUGUGUUCGUCAUUUCGUUCAAUAAAAGAUGAAGAUUCUCAGGUAAAAAGCUUACGUUUGCUAGAGAAUGCAGUUCAUGAUCUUACCUCAUUUUUGUGUCGACGAAAGUUGGAAAAUAAUGCCAGUCGAACAGUCACUCAAGAAGCUGAAUGGCUUAUACAGGAAACAUAUGGAGAAGCUUGGUCAGAACAGAAUCAGAAUCCAGCUGUCGUUGGAAAUCAGUUUGAAGAUUUUCUUUAUAAUCAUGCAGCUGCCAAUGAAACUGAACAUGACUAUCUUAUGACAGCUUUAUUCGACUGUGGUGUUAACAGUAGCAGUGAUUUUACUAGUGAAGAAUUGUCCUCAAAUGAGCAAGCGGUUGAUAACACUUAUCAUAAAGGAUGUUCAAAUAUAUCGGGUUCACUUUUUGGAGCAUGUCCUAUGAACAAGUCACUAAAUUCGACGAAAAAAACUAACAACAUUCAUCAGUCCGAAAAAAUGGAAUGUGCCUCAUUGGAUGUUGGCGCUAUUAUUUAUCAAAAUUUUAACAAAGUUGGAAGGCCAAAAACUGGAAUUAAUUUGACAUGUGCAACGUGCGGUAUAACUUUUGAGAGCAGAAAACAGCUAUAUAGUGUUUUAUGUGCAUUUUGUGGAAAAGGCUUUAAAGAAGUGGGUGCGAUGAAAAUUCACAUACGAUACGUUCACGAAAAAAGCAAAAAUAUGGUGUGCACGAAGUGUGAGAAACGUUUUGUUACUUCAUCAGAUUUGGUUCGUCAUAUGCAGAUUUGUCAUAUGUUUUUUAAAUUGUAUCCUUGUACGUUGUGCGGUAAGGAAUUCAAAACUCUGGCUAAUGCUAGACAUCAUCGUCUUGAAAAUUGCGAAUGCAAAUUAUAG
Molecule: messenger RNA, 909 nt
Organism: Dracunculus medinensis (Guinea worm)
Lineage: Eukaryota; Metazoa; Nematoda; Chromadorea; Rhabditida; Dracunculidae
Source: the annotation of a GenBank genome assembly